Solea solea (common sole) is the source of this 1984-nucleotide messenger RNA. It is a transcript of the gene trappc5, whose product is annotated as trafficking protein particle complex subunit 5. The record is from RefSeq and is a predicted model, not a curated record. The transcript is spliced from 3 exons. Gene Ontology annotation, biological process: endoplasmic reticulum to Golgi vesicle-mediated transport. Gene Ontology annotation, cellular component: TRAPPIII protein complex; TRAPPII protein complex; TRAPPI protein complex. The coding region runs from base 89 to 655 and encodes 188 amino acids. NCBI's taxonomy places the organism in Eukaryota, Metazoa, Chordata, Actinopteri, Pleuronectiformes, Soleidae.
CUGGUUUCCAGUCAUUGCCCCCUAUGGAAGAAAGAAGAAGAAAAACAAGGAAACAGGACGUUAGCUGAUUUACUGUCAACCAAGAAAAAUGGACACACGGUUCACUCGGGGGAAAUCCAGCAUCUUAGAGCGACCACUGACACGACCUAAGACUGAGGUCAGUGUGAGCGCCUUUGCCCUCCUUUUCUCAGAGAUGGUCCAGUACUGUCAGAGCCGCGUCUACUCUGUGUCCGAGCUGCAGACGCGCCUGGCGGACAUGGGCCAGAGUGUAGGAGCCAGCAUGCUGGACGUGCUGGUGCUGAGGGAGAAGAAUGGAAAGAGGGAGACCAAAGUCCUGAACAUGCUGCUCUUCAUCAAGGUCAACGUGUGGAAGUCUUUGUUUGGGAAGGAGGCUGACAAGCUGGAGCAGGCCAAUGAUGACGACAAGACUUACUACAUCAUAGAGAAGGAGCCACUAAUCAACGCCUACAUAUCUGUGCCGAAAGAGAACAGCAGCUUGAACUGCGCUGCUUUUACUGCUGGCAUCGUGGAAGCCAUCCUCACACACAGCGGCUUCCCUGCCAAGGUCACUGCCCACUGGCACAAAGGCACCACACUCAUGAUUAAGUUUAACGAGUCGGUCAUCGCCAGGGACAAGGCUUUGGAUGGCAGAUAAAUAAAAAGACUUUAGAGACUGCCCCUUUUUAUUAAAAUUCCAUACAGGAUGAGGAUAAAUCAUCCAGUUCCAGGCUUGUGUUAAUAUAUGAAGUAACUGUGACUGAAUGUCUUUGUGGAAACUAAUGCAAGAAUGGAUGUGCUGAGCCACAGAAAAAGAUGCAGCUGGUUUGUUCAAAAUUGCAGGAUGUAUGGGUUUUUUCAAACAUGUUGUACAUUAACAGGUGUGUUUUCCAAAAAUUACUUUUAAAUGUCAUGGUAUUUCAUUACUUGCAGUGAUGCAUCGUUGUAGAGCUGUGUGUAAUAUACUUUGAUCCUCGCUCUCUCUCUCAUGAAACACAUUUACCCGUCAGCUCCAGAAUUCCUACUGCAAUGGUGCAACUGACACAGAAUUGUCAUGUUUUUAUCAGACUCUGCAGGCAGGAAGAACCCGACAUGACACCUUCUGGUGCACAUGAGAGCAUGCAGCAUAGAAUUUUCUGUCAAUUAUUUCGUCUAGAUCUUACACACUCCUUUAAUGUGACCAGGAAAACAUCUCAGUUGCACUGUUAUUUGACUUUGAGAAUCAAUUAUCAGCAUAAAAAAACAGAUUAGAUAGUCAUAGCACUUGUGAGUUGCAGCAAUUGACUCAAACUGGGUUGAAUGUGAAACAGAGUCAUUGAUUUUUUUCUCAAUGGUCACCAAUGAUUUGUAAAAACAAACAAACAAAACAAAUACUGUAUUUUACAUUUAAAUGUCCAGACUAAGGGUUUUUUUCUGUUAUUCAUCCCAGUUCAACUCCAGCUGCAUUUUUCACAGUUACAGUCAGGACUGCAGCCACUUGACGAUAGUGAUACGUCAUUUGUGUUAAAAUCGUGUUUUUUUUAUUUGUGCAUGCAUGCAAAUAUGACGCUAAUACACAAGAAGGUUUCUAUUCUAUAAAUACAAAUUUAAAUACUGGGAGAGUUUUUCAAGCCACUUUCAAUAGUUUUCAAUUGAACAAGACUGUAAUUGAAUAGCCCAUUAAACAAUCCUAAUUAAUAAUGUAAAAAUACAAGGAAUAGUUUGUCUUUUUGCAAAAUAUGUUCAUUGUAAUCGUCCAAACUGUAUGUAGCUCUGUCCCAUGGUAAGAAAAGCUACUUAAAGCCCCUCUAACGUUUAUCUACUCUAACAUCCCUAUUGUUUGAGGACACAUGGUUUCACUGGGAGUCAGAACAGUUUCAGAGGUUAUAGGUGCGUUUUAGGGGCUUUGGACCUCAAUAAAUCAGGAUACAGCCCUGCUCAUAAUGUGUUCUUGUACUUGUAUUAUCAGUACCACUGUUGAUCUUGAAUAAAACUGUUGGAAAAAAUA